Rangifer tarandus platyrhynchus (Svalbard reindeer) is the source of this 1485-nucleotide messenger RNA. The record is from the annotation of a GenBank genome assembly. NCBI's taxonomy places the organism in Eukaryota, Metazoa, Chordata, Mammalia, Artiodactyla, Cervidae.
AUGUAUGCAUUCGCGGGAUACGAGUUCAUUAUCCACAGGUCUACCAGCUCUCGCCAGAGUCCGGAAACCCCCAUUGCGGAUGAUUAUUGGUCUACUGGUCCUCAUCUUUAUGGGCUAUGGGGGCCGUCUGACGCCGCAGCCGAAAGAGAGCAGCGGAAGCAGGAGGAGCAGCAGCAGCAGCAGCGGAGGCAGAUGGAAGAGCAGCAGCAGGAGCUGCGGAGGCGAAUGAAGCAGCAGCAGCAGCAGCAGCAGCAGAAGCUGGGAGAGCAGCAGCAGCCGUGGAUGGAGCAGAGGCCGGUGCCAGAGACGCAGCGGCCGAUGGAGCAGAAUCGACACUCGAUGCAGAAGAGGACGCAGCAGCAGCAGCCACAGCCCCUGGCGCAGCAGCAGCCACAGCCCCUGGCGCAGCAGCAGCCACAGCCCCUGGCGCAGCCGCAGCCGCAGCCGCGGCCGCACCAGCUACGGCAGAAGCAGCAGCAGCAGCCGCAACAUGAGAUACAGCAGGAGCCACGCCAGCAGCAGGUACAGCCGACGCCGCUGCAACACCAGACACAGCAGCAGCAGCAGCCACCGCAGCCGGCGCACCAGCAGCCCCGAGUCGACAGGACUGCCAGGUCUUCUUCUGGCGACUGCUCCGAAGCCGCUGCACAGCAGAAGCAGCAGCAGCCGCAACAUAAGAUACAGCAGGAGCCACGCCAGCAGCAGGUACAGCCGACGCCGCUGCAACACCAGACACAGCAGCAGCAGCAGCCAGCCCAGCCGGCGCACCAGCAGCCCCGAGUCGACAGGACUGCCAGGUCUUCUUCUGGCGACUGCUCCGAAGCCGCUGCACAGCAGCGACACAAAAGAGGCGGACCAUUGUCGGCAUCGGGCUGGAGCACCAGUGAGAGUGGAGAAGUGAAAGUCUCAGCAGAACCUGAAGGACCUACAUCAAGUCGAUCCUUGCCGCAUCUUUGCUCUACAACGGCGCUCCCGCGCGCCGGAGAACCCACAGCAGUCGACGCCACUACGGACAGGGGCACGGCAGCUGAGAGAACGCAGGGGGACGCAGAUGCUCAGAGCGACGAUGCAUCCAUGCGUACGCGGGAGAGGGCAACAAGCAGCAGGCCCGGAGAAGACCGUGCGCCCAUACAGGCCAGCUAUGGCGCAGACGGCUCUCAGGGUGGCAGCUCCGCAGAUGAAAGACAGGGUUGUAGCUCUUCGGCGCCCCAUACACAAGCCGAAGACGCACGUGUUUCAGCGGCACCUGAUGGCGACCACACCACAGGCGGUAGAGUGUUUGCUGGUGUAUCUACAGCGGUCGGAGGUGUUGAAGCUGAAGACGCCCGCUUCGACGCGGAGUUACAGUUCGUACGAUUGAACCCCCCACGCCUAAAAACACGUAGAGUAAGUAAACGAGUACGGCAAACGGCUGACGUAUGGGCGCGCUCCGCUUCCUACGUCUGUCUUUGCGUUCGUGCCUACGUCUCGCCAUGUCCGUUCUAA